UGUCGCUGGGGUAUCCUGUUCUCCCACCUCCGUGACUACACUGCUGUCUGCACCACAGAGAUGGGCCGAGCCGACAAACUCAGCUGUGAAUUUAGCAGGAGCAACAUAAAAAUUAUUGCCCUGUCCAUCGACAGUCUGGAGGACCACCGUGGCUGGACCAAGCCUACAACAAUGAGGAAGGAGUCUGGCUGUGCGUUCCUCUUCCCCAUCAUAGCAGACAGUCACAGGAAGCUGGCAGUGGGCCUGGCCAUGCUGGACCAUGACGAGAAGGACAAGGACGGCAUUCCCCUUACUGCCACUGUGGAUUUUUCCAUUGGCCCAGACAAAAGGUUGAAGCUGUCCCUGCUCUACCUUCCCACAAUGGCAUGGAACUUUGAUGAGAUCCUGAGAGUGGUUGACGGCCAGCAGCUCACAGCACAGAACCAGUUGGCCACCCCUGCUGACUGGCAGGUCAGCCAGUCAGUCAGCCGGUCCCUCUCGAACGCCAUAGCCUGA
Messenger RNA from Oncorhynchus masou masou (cherry salmon), 495 nucleotides. Its product is annotated as peroxiredoxin-6-like. Lineage: Eukaryota; Metazoa; Chordata; Actinopteri; Salmoniformes; Salmonidae. The annotation marks the transcript as partial. Gene Ontology annotation, biological process: cell redox homeostasis. Gene Ontology annotation, molecular function: oxidoreductase activity; antioxidant activity. Gene Ontology annotation, cellular component: cytosol; mitochondrion. The transcript is spliced from 4 exons. The record is from RefSeq and is a predicted model, not a curated record.